This is a messenger RNA of Physeter macrocephalus (sperm whale), 1584 nucleotides long. Its product is annotated as small conductance calcium-activated potassium channel protein 1. NCBI's taxonomy places the organism in Eukaryota, Metazoa, Chordata, Mammalia, Artiodactyla, Physeteridae. The record is from RefSeq and is a predicted model, not a curated record. Gene Ontology annotation, biological process: potassium ion transmembrane transport. Gene Ontology annotation, molecular function: small conductance calcium-activated potassium channel activity; calmodulin binding. Gene Ontology annotation, cellular component: neuron projection; plasma membrane; neuronal cell body. The transcript is spliced from 7 exons. Bases 34 to 1584 code for a protein of 516 amino acids.
CCCCGGCCGGGCCCGUGGGCAGGGCGGCGGGGGAUGCGUACGCUGCCACCGCCCCCGGCCCCACCGCCCCGGGGCUUCGCGCCCACCCGCUGCUGCCCGACCCGCCCGCGACCCCUGCCCCGGCUCCUGCCUGGGGGGCCGCGGCCGCGCGGGACCCUCUCCCCUCCAGCCUCGUCCGCCUGCCCAAGACGAGUCCCGCAGGUCAGUGCGGGAGCCCAGUUGCUGAGCCAUGCCGGGCCCCGGGCGGCCGGCAGCAAGCCCAACCCCAGCACCCACAUAGUCAUGAACAGCCACAGACACAAUGGCUUCGGGGGACGGCCACUGGGUGGCGGGCUGGGUGCCCUGGGCCGAGAUCCUCCGGACCCCGAGGUCGGCCACCCGCCACAGCCUCCGAAUGGCCCAGGCAUCCAGGUGGUGGUAGCCAAGAGUGAGCCGGCCCAGCCCUCGCCCGGCAGCCCCCGGGGGCAGCCCCAGGACCAGGAAGAAGAGGAAGAUGAGGAGGAGGAUGAGGCGGGUAGGCAGAGGGGCUCAGGGAAGCCCCCCAGCGUUGGCCACCGUCUGGGCCACCGGCGGGCGCUCUUUGAGAAGCGGAAGCGUCUCAGUGACUACGCUCUCAUCUUCGGCAUGUUCGGCAUUGUUGUCAUGGUGACGGAGACGGAGCUGUCCUGGGGGGUCUACAGCAAGGAGUCCCUGUACUCAUUUGCACUCAAAUGCCUCAUCAGCCUCUCCACGGUCAUCCUGCUGGGCCUGGUCGUCCUCUACCACGCCCGGGAGAUCCAGCUGUUCAUGGUGGACAACGGGGCAGACGACUGGCGCAUCGCCAUGACGUGCGAGCGCGUCUUCCUCAUCUCCCUGGAGCUGGCCGUGUGCGCCAUCCACCCGGUGCCCGGCCACUACCGCUUCACGUGGACAGCGCGGCUAGCCUUCACGUACGCGCCGGCAGCGGCCGAGGCCGACGUGGACGUGCUGCUGUCUGUGCCCAUGUUCCUGCGUCUCUACCUGCUGGGCCGUGUCAUGCUGCUGCACAGCAGGAUCUUCACGGACGCCUCCAGCCGCAGCAUCGGCGCCCUCAACAAGAUCACCUUCAACACGCGCUUCGUCAUGAAGACACUCAUGACCAUCUGCCCGGGCACCGUGCUCCUUGUCUUCAGCAUCUCCUCCUGGAUCAUCGCCGCCUGGACCGUGCGGGUCUGUGAGAGGUAUCACGACAAGCAAGAAGUGACCAGCAACUUCCUGGGGGCCAUGUGGCUCAUCUCCAUCACCUUCCUCUCCAUCGGCUACGGCGACAUGGUGCCCCACACCUACUGCGGGAAGGGCGUGUGCCUGCUCACUGGCAUCAUGGGGGCUGGUUGCACGGCGCUCGUGGUGGCUGUGGUGGCCCGGAAGCUGGAGCUCACCAAGGCAGAGAAACACGUGCACAACUUCAUGAUGGACACUCAGCUCACCAAGCGGGUAAAAAACGCCGCUGCUAACGUUCUCAGGGAGACGUGGCUCAUCUACAAACACACCAGGCUGGUGAAAAAGCCAGACCAUGCCCGGGUUCGGAAACACCAGCGUAAGUUCCUCCAAGCCAUCCAUCAGUAA